AUGUGUAGAGUCGCAGCAACAGAUGUGGGGAGCGCCCUUGGGCUGUCGUCCUGGCUCCGCGACAUCCAGUCUGGAGAGGGGGUUGCAACCCGAGGGCAGCGCACGGAGAGUUGGAGAGCAGCCGGAUCAGCGAUGGUACCCUUGAGGGCCCUGUGUCUGGCUUGGGCGCUGCUAGGAGCGGCCGCAGCGUGCCCAGAGCCGUGCGCCUGCGUGGACAAGUACGCGCACCAGUUCGCCGACUGCGCCUACAAGGAGCUGCGCGAGGUGCCAGAAGGACUGCCGGCCAACGUGACCACGCUCAGUCUGUCGGCGAACAAGAUCACCGUACUGCGGCGCGGGGCUUUCGCCGACGUCACGCAGGUCACCUCGCUGUGGUUGGCGCACAAUGAGGUGCGCACGGUGGAACCGGGCUCGCUGGCCGUGCUGAGCCAGCUCAAGAACCUCGACCUGAGCCACAACCUUAUAUCCAGCUUCCCAUGGAGCGACCUUCGUAACCUGAGCGCGCUACAGCUGCUCAAGAUGAACCACAACCGCCUGGGCUCGUUGCCCCGGGACGCACUCGGUGCGCUGCCUGAUCUGCGCUCCCUGCGCAUCAACAACAACCGGCUUCGCACGCUGGCUCCUGGCACCUUCGACACUCUAAGUGCGCUGUCGCAUCUGCAACUCUACCACAACCCCUUCCACUGCAGUUGCAGUCUUGUGUGGCUGCAGGCCUGGGCCGCGAGCACCCGGGUCUCCUUACCCGAGCCCGACUCCAUCGCGUGCGCCUCGCCUCCUGCGCUUCAGGGCGUGCCGGUGCACCGCCUGCCCGCCCUGUCCUGUGUACCGCCCAGGGUGCAUCUGAGUGUGGAGCCGCCGCCCGAGGCGCCGGGCAGCCCCCUGCCCUCCGGCCUGACGCUCAUGAUACACUGCGUCGCCGAAGGACACCCCACGCCCCGCCUGCAAUGGCAACUUCAGAUCCCAGGUGGCACCGUAAUGCUAGCCCCGCUGGUCCUGAGCGGGGAGGACGGCGGGGACGGGGCGGAAGACGGGGAGGGGGAAGGAGAUGGGGACGGGCCAACGCAGACAGAGGCCCCAACCCCGACUCCAGCACACGCCUGGCCGGCUCCCCCAGCCACCCCGCGCUUCGUGGCCCUCACCAAUGGCUCCCUGUUGGUGCCCUUCCUGAGUGCCAAGGAGGCAGGCGUCUACACCUGCCGUGCCCACAACGAGCUGGGUGCCAACUCCACGUCGGUACGCGUGGCAGUGGCAGCUGCCGGCCCCCCAAAGCACGCUCCUGGCGCAGGGGGAGACCCUGAUGGGCAGGCUCCAACCUCUGAGCGUAAGUCCACAGCUAAAACCCGGGGCAACAGCGUCCUAACGUCCAAGCCCGAAGGCAAAAUCAAAGGCCAAGGCACGGGCCGGGUUAGCGUACUCGGGGAUUCAGAGAUAGGGCCGGAGCAGGAGGAGGCUGAGGAGGCAGGUGAGGGUGAAGAACUGGAAGACCAGGUCCCCGCCGACCCGAUGGAGGAGCAGCGCUGUGGCCACGGGGACCUCUCGCGGUACGUGUCCAACCACGCCUUCAACCAGAGCGCCGAGCUCAAGCCUCACGUGUUCGAGCUGGGCGUCAUCGCGCUGGACGUGGCGGAGCGGGAGGCGCGGGUGCAGCUGACGCCCCUGGCGGCUCGCUGGGGCCCGGGGCCCGGGGGCUCUGCGGGAGGAGGGCGACCCGGGCGGCGGCCACUGCGCCUGCUCUAUCUGUGCCCGGCGGGGGGCGGCGCAGCAGUGCAGUGGUCGCGUGUCGAGGAGGGCGUCAACGCCUACUGGUUCCGUGGCCUGCGGCCCGGCACCAACUACUCCGUGUGCCUGGCGCUGGCAGGCGAGGCCUGCCACGUGCAAGUGGUGUUCGCCACCAAGAAAGAGCUGCCCUCGCUGCUGGUGAUCGUGGCGGUGAGCGUGUUCCUCCUGGUGCUGGCCACCGUGCCCCUGCUGGGCGCCGCCUGCUGCCAUCUGCUGGCCAAACACCCAGGCAAGCCCUACCGCCUUAUCCUGAGGCCGCAGGCCCCCGACCCCAUGGAGAAGCGCAUCGCCGCCGACUUCGACCCGCGCGCCUCCUACCUCGAGUCCGAGAAAAGCUACCCAGCGGGUGGCGAGGCGGGCGGGGAGGAGCCGGAAGAGGCCCCCGGGGAGGGCCUCGACGAAGACGCGGAGCAGGGGGACCCCACUGGGGCCCUGCAGAGAGAGGAGAGCCUGGCGGCUUGCUCGCUGGUGGAGUCCCAGUCCAAGGCCAACCAAGAGGAGUUCGAGGCAGGCUCCGAGUACAGUGACCGGCUGCCCCUGGGUGCCGAAGCGGUCGACAUCGCCCAGGAGAUUAACGGCAACUACAGGCAGACGGCGGGCUGA
This is a messenger RNA of Budorcas taxicolor (takin), 2382 nucleotides long. It is a transcript of the gene ISLR2, whose product is annotated as immunoglobulin superfamily containing leucine rich repeat 2. The record is from RefSeq and is a predicted model, not a curated record. The coding region runs from base 1 to 2382 and encodes 793 amino acids. Gene Ontology annotation, molecular function: protein binding. Gene Ontology annotation, cellular component: cell surface. NCBI's taxonomy places the organism in Eukaryota, Metazoa, Chordata, Mammalia, Artiodactyla, Bovidae. Gene Ontology annotation, biological process: positive regulation of axon extension. The transcript has 3 exons.